This is a messenger RNA of Penicillium antarcticum, 354 nucleotides long. RefSeq lists its product as uncharacterized. The record is from RefSeq and is a predicted model, not a curated record. The transcript is spliced from 3 exons. Bases 1 to 354 code for a protein of 117 amino acids. NCBI's taxonomy places the organism in Eukaryota, Fungi, Ascomycota, Eurotiomycetes, Eurotiales, Aspergillaceae.
AUGCCCAGAAGCAUCACUGCUCACACGAAACAGCUUCUUCUCCUGAUCAUUGAUCAGCUGAAGGCCGCCAGUUUCAACCUUGACACUGAAGCCAUCGCCUUCGGUAUGGGACCAAAGUGCAACAAGCGUGCUAUCCAGCACCGUAUCAACACCCUCCGCAAGCUGAACGAGGAAGCCCAUCCCGCCUCCACGGAGGAAGCCUCCGAGGCCACCAGCUCCCCCAUGAAGCGCAAGCCCGGCCGUCCUCGCAACACCCCCAACAAGAAGAAGACCAAGGCCCAGGACACCACUGAGGAGGAUGAGGAGGUCUUGCUCGGCGUUGUCGUUCAGGGUGACCACCACGAUGGCAACUAA